UGCGUAACUAUAAUUUUUGUUUGAGAUGCUUGAUGAUAAGCCGCUUCUCAAUUUCGAUUGAUCCCCAACAUUCAUCGGCAAUUUGAACGAUUUAUCCCAACCGCUAUCCGUUCCGGAAUAAGUGGUGAAUACCACAUCCUUUUUCGAUAAGAGCUGAAAUUCAACAGCAGAGAGAGAACUUGUUUAUUCUCUAGUAGCAAGUAACAGUUAUCCCGCAGAUCGUAAACGUCGAACGGUCCGACGAUAGUUAAAAUCCCGACGACGUUAAAUGAAUUUCAUUCGCAGUUUAUUCGUUGGCACGAAACCAAUUUGGACCGUGGGAUUUCCGACAUUCACGCUACUUUUCUUUUUACCUUACUGGUUUAUUUUGUGUCCCUUCGUGUGGCAUCGAAGACAUGAAGAUAUUGUUAACCAUCGUGCUUGGAAUAGCCCUUGGCUUUAUGGCUAUUGGUUAGCUGCAACAGGAGUAUGGGUGGCAGUGUUUUUGGUAGCCCUAUGUUGUUGGAAGCAAAAUGAUCACCAAUGCGAUGACACUGAAAUUGGGUCCGGUACAUACCUGCUGUCUUCUCAGCACUCCAAAAAUUCGGUGCCGUUCUGCAUCACACCGUUACCAGUCCAACCCAAGAAAGAGGAAAGAGAGGUCCCAUCCUUUAAAGGGAGAAUCAGCGAAGUAGACGUUUCUUUUGUUCAAGUACAGCCAAUGCCACUCAAGACAAUGCCUGCUUCACGGCCUUCAGAACUAGAUUUUACGUGGGAUAACGAAGAUAUUCAAUGGUUAAUAGAAGGCAACGAAACCACAGAUCCUACCAAUCUUGACAGUUUAGGUACGAUUUCACUAGAAUCUCUUACUGGGCGUGUAAGGAUCGAAGAAAUACCAGCUCUGAUAGCAAGUCCCACAAGUCAUAGCCCUUUGUCUCCUGGCAGCGAGAAUGCGGAUAAGGAUUAUGCCUUUCUUGGGGUCGAACAAAGGACAGACUAUUAUCAGUUAACGCCGACAGGAUCUCCUCCUAGUCCUUCGUUUAUGGAACAUUCGGCUGCGUUAGCAAACCAGUUUACCUCUGAGAUGGAAAAUUUUAUUACUGAAACUAAAUUUCAUGAUGAUACCAAUGCAGAAACCGAUUCCUAAAGAGUCCCUGUUCACGUGUAGAUGUCGACUAUUUGAUAUGUUCAUGAAUAUUUUGGUGUGGACUAUGUGCG
Molecule: messenger RNA, 1197 nt
Organism: Daphnia carinata
Lineage: Eukaryota; Metazoa; Arthropoda; Branchiopoda; Diplostraca; Daphniidae
Exons: 2
Coding region: 269-1126 (285 amino acids)
Source: RefSeq, a predicted model, not a curated record